CGGCCCUAUCGCUGCCGGAAGCGGCAGUUGGGCUCGCGGCCGGCGCGCGGCGGGACAUGGCGGAUUCGCUCAGCGUGCGGCCGUGGAAGCGGCGGUCGGAGCCCGCGUUGGAACCUGAGCCCGAGCCAAAGCCCCCUCUCCUCCGCGCCUCUCCUCUCAGCCACGGUGCCGGCAGCGAUUCUGGCCUCUCCGACAGUGAGGAGAGUAUGUUCUCAGGUCUGGAAGAUUCUGGCAGUGACAGCAGUGAGGAUGAUGAAGAAGACGAUAAGAAGGGAAAGGAUGGAGCCGGCAGUGACGAGGGCCCUGGUGGGAUGGAGAAGACCACCGAGGAGCAGGUGCAGGCUGACACCGAUCGCCCCAGGAUGGAGAUGGCUAAUGUCCAGACUGCAGAUGAGUAUGCCGAGGACAGCUCUGAUGAGGAGGACAUCCGGAACACGGUGGGCAACGUGCCCCUGGAGUGGUAUGAGGACUUCCCCCAUGUGGGCUAUGACCUGGAUGGCAGGUGCAUCUACAAGCCCCUGAGGACCCAGGAUGAGCUGGAUCAGUUCCUGGACAAGAUGGACAACCCUGACUACUGGCGCACCGUGCAGGACCCAAUGACAGGGCGGGACCUGAGGUUGACCGACGAGCAGGUGGCGCUGGUGCGGCGGCUGCAGAGCGGCCAGUUUGGGGACACAGGCUUCGACCCCUAUGAGCCGGCUGUCGAUUUCUUCAGUGGGGACGUCAUGAUCCACCCGGUGACCAACCGCCCAGCCGACAAGCGCAGCUUUAUCCCCUCCCUGGUGGAGAAGGAGAAGGUCUCUCGCAUGGUGCACGCCAUUAAGAUGGGCUGGAUCCAGCCCCGCCGGCCCCGAGACCCCACCCCCAGCUUCUAUGACCUGUGGGCUCAGGAGGACCCCAACGCUGUGUUGGGGCGUCACAAGAUGCAUGUGCCUGCACCCAAGCUGGCCUUGCCUGGCCAUGCCGAGUCGUACAACCCACCCCCCGAAUACCUGCUUGGCGAGGAGGAGCGCGCAGCAUGGGAACAGCAGGAGCCGAGCGAGAGGAAGCUGAGUUUUUUGCCACGCAAGUUCCCGAGCCUGCGGGCUGUGCCUGCCUACGGACGCUUCGUCCAGGAACGCUUCGAGCGCUGCCUCGACCUGUACCUGUGCCCUCGGCAGCGCAAGAUGAGGGUGAACGUAGACCCCGAGGACCUUAUCCCCAAGCUGCCUCGGCCGAGGGACCUGCAGCCCUUCCCCACCUGCCAGGCCCUGGUCUACAGGGGCCACAGUGACCUUGUCCGCUGCCUCAGUGUCUCUCCUGGGGGACAGUGGCUGGCUUCAGGCUCCGAUGAUGGCUCCCUGCGGCUCUGGGAGGUGGCCACUGCCCGCUGUGUGAGGACUGUGCCUGUUGGGGGCGUGGUGAGGAGUGCGGCCUGGAACCCUAACCCUACUGUCUGCCUGGUGGCUGUGGCUGUGGAGGACUCGGUGCUACUGCUGAACCCGGCUCUGGGGGACCGGCUGGUGGCAGGCGGCACGGAUCAGCUGCUGAGUGCCUUCAUCCCACCUGAGGAGCCCACCUUGCAGCCCACCCGCUGGCUGGAGGCCUCGGAGGAAGAGCGCCAAGUGGGCCUGCGGCUACGGAUCUGCCAUGGCAAGCCAGUGACGCAGGUGACCUGGCAUGGACGUGGGGACUACCUGGCCGUGGUACUGGCCACCCAGGGCCAUGCCCAGGUGCUGAUCCAUCAGCUGAGCCGUCGCCGCAGCCAGAGCCCGUUCCACCGCAGCCACGGGCAGGUGCAGCGGGUGGCCUUCCACCCUUCGAGGCCCUUCUUGUUGGUGGCGUCCCAGCGCAGCAUCCGCCUCUACCACCUGCUGCGCCAGGAGCUCACCAAGAAGCUGAUGCCCAACUGCAAGUGGGUGUCCAGCCUGGCUGUGCACCCGGCAGGUGACAACAUCAUCUGUGGGAGCUACGACAGCAAGCUGGUGUGGUUUGACCUGGAUCUUUCCACCAAGCCAUACAGGGUGCUGAGACACCACAAGAAAGCUCUGCGAGCUGUGGCCUUCCACCCCCGGUACCCACUCUUCGCAUCAGGGUCGGAUGACGGCACUGUCAUCAUCUGUCAUGGCAUGGUGUACAAUGACCUUCUGCAGAACCCCCUGCUGGUUCCUGUCAAGGUGCUGAAGGGACACAUGAUGACCCGAGACCUGGGAGUGCUAGACGUCAUCUUCCACCCCACUCAGCCGUGGGUCUUCUCCUCGGGGGCAGAUGGGACCAUCCGCCUCUUCUCAUAGUUCUGCCGCCUGCCUUGGGGCCGGGGCAGUUGUGCUGGAGUCAAUAGAGGCUUUUCCCUGUGC
Molecule: messenger RNA, 2336 nt
Organism: Callithrix jacchus (white-tufted-ear marmoset)
Lineage: Eukaryota; Metazoa; Chordata; Mammalia; Primates; Cebidae
Gene: BOP1
Product: BOP1 ribosomal biogenesis factor
Biological process (GO): ribosome biogenesis; maturation of LSU-rRNA from tricistronic rRNA transcript (SSU-rRNA, 5.8S rRNA, LSU-rRNA)
Cellular component (GO): PeBoW complex; preribosome, large subunit precursor
Molecular function (GO): ribonucleoprotein complex binding; protein binding
Source: RefSeq, a predicted model, not a curated record